AUGAGCUCAGCUUUACACGAUGUGGGCGACAAACCAGAGGCCAGCAGUGACCACCCCGGUGACUCGAGCGAGAACACGAGCAAGGCUCCCUCGAACCCGUGGACAGAGCUUGAGUCGCUGAAGAGGAAGAACAGAUUUUUCAAGCGUCAGAUCACUGCUCUUCGGAAAGCGACACAAAAAGAUCCGCAGUUUGAGCCAUACGAGAGGUUUCUCCUCGCCGUGAAAAAGGAAACGAUAGAACAGUGGAGGAAGGCUCAAGACCCAGAGAUUGACGAGAUCUUUGCCCCAGUAUCGGAUGAACCAAGGCCAGACCCGUUCCUCGAAGAAUCCUCGACACCUGAUGCCUCUAAUGGUGAGACGGUUUAUGAACGAGGCGUCGGUGUGCCCGGCGGGAGGGGCUUCGCGGACCUGGAAGAUCAGGAUAUUUUUGAGAACAUUGACGAGGAAACCAGGAAGCUUGACCCUCGCAACCGAACUCCGGAGUUUCCGGUUCUGAAAUAUCCUCAGGACCCUGAGCUACAAAAAGCUCUGCCGAGAGGUUUCCACGACAUGACCUUUGAGGAGCAACAGGAGGAGCUAUGGAUUGUGUACUCGGAAAAACUUCUGGGUACCAAAUGGCCAUUGCCGCCCAAGGGCGAGAAGCAUCGGGAGUAUGUCGAUGACUACCCUGCUUACUCGCCUCCCAAAGUCCUCGGGAUGCUAUACCGUUGGCGCGCUCGAAAAUGGAGAGCUCACGAGUGGCGCCUCGCUCGAGCCAUAGCUCUUAACAGGUCUCUGCGUCUUCCUGUGCUUGCAACGCAGGCAUUCUUGAGAAGGCACGCGCUCCUUGCUCGUCGUCGGGGUGUUGCUGUGAAGAUCGAAACCUACCUUGGCACCACAGAAGAGUGGAAGGCCCGAGUAGCCGAGCUCGAGGCGACAACUGGCAUCACCGAGGCUGACAUCAAACAGUGGGUGUGGAUUUUGAGUCCCCAGAGCGGUGACCUCAAGAUCCAGAGAUUCCUUGCGAGCGAAUGCCGCAAGCCUUUCUUUCUCGUAAUGCUUUUGCUGGCCAAGGACAAAACGAUCAAGGAGCCUGCCGUCUUGAUGGGACUGCUGAAGUACAUCAGGGAGAACUAUAUCCUUCGUGAACGUCCCGAGGAUGAGAUGAACCAUCCGGCCUAUAAGGAACAGGGUCGAGCCAUGUCAUGGUGGCACUUCCUCGUGCUUCUUUACCGUCUAGUAUGGCAUGUUCGGGAAGAGUGGCCGGCAGUGUUUCCUGUGCUUGCCCAUAUGACUGCCGAAUUCAUUCAAACCAUCCCUGUUGACAGUCAAUCCAGGUCGAUGACGGGCGCACAAGCUAGAUCGGUCGUCUUGAACAAGGCCCUUCAGUACUUUGCCUGGCCAGCGCGGAUUCGCCCUCUUGUUCACAUGGAGCACAACUGGGCCGCACAACGGUACCUACUCCGCUUAGCAACCUCUUCUGAACCGCCCCUUGUCAUCAUGCAGAAUGGUUAUCGUGCAAUCCGGCAAGUUCUCAUUGCCUUGAGCAAAACUAAGGGUGAGGCGAGAAAUGUCGAACGAGCCUCCAAGACAUGGCCGCCGUACCGGAGAGCUGUAGACGGGAUGGAUGAGCGUCGGCCUCCAGAAGAUGAUCUCAGCAGAAGCUCCAAAGCUGGUAUUCUCGUUCGUGAAGCUGGUUACGCAGAUGAGUUUGUCGACCGGACACUUAGCGCGCUUGGCGGAUCGCUCUUCGGUGACUCGCCCACGAUCCAGUCAAGGGCCCUCUCUCCUCCCUUUUUCUACGGUUCCAGGGCUGGCUUCAAUAUCUUUGUCGAGUGGGCUGCCCAAGUGAAGGCGACAAGAAACGCGAGGGAGGCCUGGAUAGUUUUCCUGAACCCGCCCGAGCCGGGCCUCAGGCCUGAUCUCCGAGUCUAUGCGGAGAUGUUUGACAAGCUAUUUGCUCGGCCGGUGUCAGAUCAUCCAGCUAUCCGGCCAGGUGAUGUCAAGGAGGUUUUCCCCGUCCACGAUGGCAACCUCAGCAAGUUUGAGAUUGCUAGGCUCACACCUCCAACACCUGACGAGCUCUACGAUAUGAUGCUUCAGGACAAGCUCAGGCCUGCUGGCAAGUGUUUGGCAAUCCUAGUGCGGAACGCUCCUUCGAAACAGGAGGCUCUGCGUUACCUGCGCGACAGCCCAUUUGCAGCCUACAUUGACCCAUUGAUGAAUCGGCUGAAAUGGCAUGAUGCAGAGAGCAUGAAAACCUUGGCUCGACUGCCUCCUCCGAUCUUCAACGCCUGGAUUCGCAUGUUGUGCCGAACCCAUAUGCGAAAAACAGGAGAGGUUCGACUAGAAACUAAUAAGAAUGGGCUUUCGAGCCAGGAUACAACAGCCGAGAUGGUCAUUAACGAUCCGCAUCUUGCGGGCGAGGAUAGAGUGCUAGAGAGACAAAUUGCCAAGGGCUACUCGAUCCUGGAAGCCAUUGCCCUCACCAGGGCAUUCCAGACAUACAACAAACGGUCCGCCUAUGGGGACAAACAGCCAUGGCACACCAUCAUGGAGGCCCUGGCCGGGCCCAAGGUCCUGUACAGCCGCUUCGGCGCGCUGUUCAACCCCUUGGAGACGUUGACCGUAUUCUUGGAGAUUUAUCAAAGAACCACCAUCAGCAAGGGUGUCGACCCGAUCGCCUUUGAGGCGCUUUGCGUAAUGAUGCGCAAGACGCUAAUGCUAUCGACCUUUGUCGUGGAAAAUGGAAAGCUCGCUCCACGGCAGUUUAUCGCCUACCAGUCGCCGGUCGAGAACCAAAUCUUGCGGGCGCAUCGGUUGGCGAGGGAAGCCUUCCGGGAUCUGGUCAACCCAGUUCCUGCGGAAGAAGCCACGGGAGAGAGCCCGGAUACUCAGACCGCUGUUGAAGACAUAGAAAACAAUGAAAUGGAGCAGUUCUACGAGGAAGACGACUGGCCACCAAAAGGCCUCCUUCGCUAUAACGUCACGGGCCGCCCUCUCUUCCGCUACAUGAUGGCUCUCGGCUGCUGCGGCGACUGGAAGGAGAUGGUGCGCCUCAUGGAUUGGAUCCUCGACGGCUGGGACGGCGAGUACAUCCACGAAGAGGCCAAGUCGCCGCACGACAUCAUGUACCACUAUAUGAUCCGCACGUUUGCCUACUUUAUCCGUGUCGGCGGGUACAUGGUGCCGCAUCAGGAGAUGGAGCGGUUGAGGGUCAAGCUGGAGGAGCUGAGAAUGACGAGGGAGUGUACUUGGUUCUGGCCGACCGGGGAGGAUCUGAGGAGAAUGGAGGACGAAUUUGAGACGGAUCUGAUUAUUAGGGAGAAGUGGACUAGGCUACCGCAGAUGAUUUUCUUUGCGGAUCCGGAAAAUAAGAUGGAGAUGCUGGCCGAGUUAAUACCCAAAGGGGCAGAUAAGUGGGUGACAAAGGGGCAACUUACGCAGGAGGAGCUCGUGCGGGAGUUGAGGAGGGAGAGUCUGUAA
Molecule: messenger RNA, 3465 nt
Organism: Thermochaetoides thermophila DSM 1495
Lineage: Eukaryota; Fungi; Ascomycota; Sordariomycetes; Sordariales; Chaetomiaceae
Exons: 3
Coding region: 1-3465 (1154 amino acids)
Source: RefSeq, a predicted model, not a curated record